Messenger RNA from Closterium sp. Naga37s-1, 579 nucleotides. The record is from the annotation of a GenBank genome assembly. Lineage: Eukaryota; Viridiplantae; Streptophyta; Zygnematophyceae; Desmidiales; Closteriaceae.
AUGACAGACGCUACGGUCGCGGCGGGAGUGACGGCGAUCGUCGACCCACUGCUUCGCGCCAUCGCUCUCGCCCCCGUCGACCCCGCGCACUACCCGCUACUGCAUCUCGCCACCCGCGCGAUUUCCGCUGCUGCAGCCCGUCGCCCGUCCCGUCGCGCUGUCGCCCGUCACCUGAUCCCCGCCACCCGUACGCACUCCGCUGCCCGUCGCCAGGUCCCCGCCCGCCCUCCCGUCGACUUCGCAACAGCUGUGAAGGGAGUGGCGGGAGUGGCGAGAGUGGUGGGAGUGGCGGGAGAAGCUGCUGCUACGCCAUUGCACUCGCCAGAUCGUCCACCGCCGUUCUGCCCCAGAUCCCGCCCCCCCCCUACCGACAACUGCCACCCCACCCCCAUCUCCGACCCCGUGUUGCCCUGUUCUGCCCGUGCUGCCCCGUUCUGCCCGUUUGUGCCCUAUCCGUGCUAUCCGUACCCGUUGGUGCCCCACCAGUGCUGUCAGUUCUCGCUCGCGCCCCACUCGGUCUGUGCUGCCCGGUCUCGUGCUGCCCGUCACCCCCGUGCAGCCCGUCCGUACAGCACCUAG